CGUCUAAUGGAGAAAUUUGUAAGCAAAAGCAAUGUUACAAAUGCCCGGUUGUAGACGGAGUCCCUGCAUUAUCUUGGCUCUAAUCCGGCAAAGAAUCUGGUUGGUAUGCAUGGGUUGGCUGUGUAUCAUCCAUAGAUGCCGCAUGGAAAAUUGGGACCCAUUCAGCCGAAGUGAGUUUUAUUUUGGGCAACUUUUCGUGUUUCUUUUCGAGCUAUGGAUCUCAGACUCCCAUCAGUAAGAAAGAUGGUAACAGAGGCAGCAGCAAGGCCAAAUAUUAUUAUGACUGUGCUGGGGACACGUAGAAAAUGUUGUAGGUCCGUGAAAAUGUUAAAAUAAUCCAGAUCCCUCAACUUUCACAAUAUGUUUAUGCACACAUUUUGGUGCACUCGACUCUGUUGACGAACGUCUCUGGCAUAAAGAGGAGAUUUCAAGAGUCGGAGGAGCAGCUCCAGAACAACCUGAUCUCCUCUCGACCUCCUUAUUUUCAACAAUAAUCGGCUGUUUGUCUAGUCUGACAAUUUUUGUGUUACGUGACUGCUUAGUUCACUUUCCCCCUUUCUACCGUAGUUAUUCUGCGCAUGUGCAGGCGGGUCGGCCCACGUGGACGCGCGCGCGGGAAGAAAAAUGUCCGACUGGAAAGCGAGGGGGCAGAAAAGGGCGUCCAGCUCUCAGUCGACGGCGGUUGCCGGCAAGAGAAAGAGGUCCCGGACCAUGAUGUCCUCUGAGGAAGAUGAAGAGGAAUGGAGCGAUGGCGACAAGGAGCUGAUGAUGUCGCAAGUCCAGUCCCAAGACAUGGACGAAGUUGGUCAGGAGAAGCCCGUCUUUACCGGUCGGAAAGUGGCUGAAGCUGGUGUUAUUGACAGAAUACAGCUCAACGACUUCAUGUGUCACCGAAAACUGGACGUCGCCCUCUCUCCCAACACCAAUUUUAUUCUCGGAAGAAAUGGAAGUGGAAAGAGUGCCAUUAUGACGGCCAUCAUGGUAGCUCUGGGAGGCAAGGCCACCACCACUCACAGAGCCUCAUCCCUCAAGAACUUCAUCAGAACAGGAGCCAAAUCUGCAGAGGUGAUAAUCACUAUGCGCAACCGUGGGCUGGACAGCUACAAGCCGGAUGACUAUGGAGACUCUGUGACAGUGCAUAGAACCAUCAAGACCGAUGGCACCACUUCGUACAAGAUCAAGGCCACCAAUGGGUCAACCGUGUCCACCAAGAAAGAAGACUUGGUCCAUAUUCUGGACCACUGGAACAUCCAGGUGGACAACCCCGUCUCUCUCCUGGACCAGGACACCUCUCGCCACUUCCUUCACUCCAACAACCCUGCACACAAGUACAAGUUGUUUGUGAAGGCAACUCGACUUGAGCAGAUUCAGAACGACUACGAGAGGGCCCAGGAAGACCAGGCGUUGAUGAAAAAGUCCAUUGAAAGAAAUGAAGUUCUCAGUGAGGACUUGAAGAAAGAGGCUAAACUGCUGGAGGAAAGGCUCCACCUAUUUGAUCGCCUCAAAGAGAUGGAAGACAAGUUUCAGAGCAGAAUUUUACAGGAAAUCUGGAACAUGCAGUCCUGAUGAAAAAGACAAAGUGAUAGCUUCACGAAGAGCCUUGUGAGAAAACUGGAGAUGGAGCUGCAGUGGGUGAUGGUCAUGGAGCUGGAGAAGAACAUUGGUCCACUGGAGGAGCAUCUGGCCAAGGAGAGGAGCCGCCUUCCCAGGAACCAGCACGGCAUAACCAAAGCCGAGUCAAAGAUGACAGAGUUGGACAGUCUGUGUGAGGCGGUGGGGAGGGAGUUGGAGGAGGUGAUGAAUGAGGCGCAGGAGGUUGGGCAAAGACGGGCGGAGAAGGCGGCGGAGAGGAAGAGGGUGGAGAGAGACGUGAAAGAGGCGAAGUCGAGCAGAGGAGAAUGAAGUCGGCCAUCGAGGACCAGUCCAGGGAGAAGACAGCCCUCCAGCAGAAGAUGGAGGACCUCAUCACACUGAGUCAGCAGGACACGGCGGGGGAGCGAGCCAGGAGGCAGAGAAUGGUGGAGGAGGGAGAGCGGGAGUUGGGGGACCUGCGCAGAGAGCUGGAGGAAAUGUCCACCCUCAGGACUGACCUGGAGAGAGCCCUGAGAGACAACGUCGACAGAAGGAGACAACUGGAUGGCCAGCGAGGCCAGUUGAGUCGAGAGCUGAGAGAGGGAGAGGGAAAGGUGCAGAUGCUCCAGUCCAGUCGUGCCAACACGCUCCUGGCCUACGGAGAAUGGAUGCCUGGUAUUGUGAGGGCCGUGAACGCAGCUCAGUCUCGCUUCAGGAAACCCCCCAAGGGACCCAUCGGUGUGAUGUUCAAGCUCCGUGACUACCGCUGGUCGACGGCCAUAGAGGCGAUACUGGGCAAGAACCUCUCGGCCUUUGUUGUGGACAACACUUACGACAAGAAGACUCUGGAGGCCAUAUGAAGAGAGAGAUUCGCGGACAGAGAAUGAUCCCCGACAUUAUCGUCUCCAGAUACACUGGCAGGCCAUAUGAUGUCUCCAGGAAGAAGCCCCAGACGCACCACCCGACAGUCCUGGACAUGAUGGAGGUGGGGGACCUGGAGGUGAGGAACACACUCAUCGACCAGUGUCACGCGGACACUGACCUGCUCAUCGAGAAGAGGCUGGAGGCUGAGAGGGCUUACACUAUAGAAGGAGACCAGAUCUUGGCAGGGAGAUUCUACGCCAACAAGAAACGUCCACUGGGUAUCAUCAAAGAGAGCGUUGAUACAGCCAUCGAGGAGGAGCAGAGGAGGCUGAGAGAUCUGGAGACCCAGCGGUACAACCUGGACAACCGGUUGAUGGAGCUGCAGAAAGAGUCGGCCAUGAGCAAGGACAGAGAGUCAUGUGUGCGGCGAAAGCUGUCGGCAACCCAGGCUAAGUUACACCAAGUUGAAACGGUUUGGUAUGCAGUUAUAUACCUCCAGCGUGGUAUUGACACUCAGAGAAUCCAACUGUUCAACCUACAGAAUCUGAAGGAGCUGAGGUCUUCAGAGGAGGAGGAGGAGUCCCAGGAAGACAUUGCCACAUAUGAGAGCGAGAUCCAGGAAUGUCAGGCCAAGAUUGACGAGAUGAUGAACGAGAAGAGAGAGCAGGAGAGGCAGCUGGAUGAGCUGAAGACCAAAAUGGAGGCCUGUACUCUCAGUCUCUCCACUGUGGAGUCUGAGACGGAGCUGGUCACUGGCAAGAUGGAGGAAAUGAAGUUGUCAGAGGAGAAGAGCAGAGCUCAGCAGACAGCGGAGGAAGCUAGCAAGGUGUGUGAGCGUAUUGAGACGAGGCGGUCUAGGAAGAGCGUAGAGUCUGAGAUCAGCAAGCUUCGACGGAGGAUCCAGCAGGAGGAACCACACGCUGCGGAGAAAGACGGCGUCGCCAAGAACUAUCUCGAGAAGAUGGAACUCUACGAGAAGACAAUGGCCACCAUUCGGGGACACAGGGCUGCUCUCAAGGAACUGCAGAAGGGACUGAUGUUGAGGUUCAAACAGUACAGUGCCUUGGAGGACACCAUUACUGCCAGGGCGUGUGUCUACUUCAAAUACUUCCUCCAGAAGAGGGACUACGAUGGUGCUCUCAGGUUCAACCACGACAAGGGAACACUUAGCAUGGAGGUGCGAAUGGACUGCCACAGCAGGCGAUCACAGACCACCAAGAACACCAAAGCCCUUUCAGUGGGCGAGCGCUCGUUCACCACAGUCUGCUUCAUCAUGUCUCUGUGGGAGGCCAUCGAUUCACCGUUCAGAUGUCUUGACGAGUUUGACGUCUUCAUGGAUAUGAUGAAUCGACGGAUAAGCAUGAAAUUGAUGGUGGUGUGUGCAUCGGAACAGCGAUCGAAACAGUUUAUUUUUCUUACUCCUCAAGACAUGAGCCAAAUGGGUAUAGAGAUGGGACCACAUUUCAAAGUUUUGAAACUCCGACCACCAGAGAGGGCACAGCCUACACUAGACUAGCAGAACUCCCAAUUUCAUGUCAUCAUUAUAUCACCAUCCUCCCGUCAUAUAUAUAAUAUAAUAUAUUCAUACAGACAACAACACGCAAACGUGGUUUUCUUACUGAGCAAGCGUAUUAUUAUGCGCUGGCUGUGUCGUUCAAUGGUAAACAUGCCAAGAUUAAUUACCACUCAAAUUUUGAAACAGUAUGC
Geodia barretti is the source of this 4143-nucleotide messenger RNA. NCBI's taxonomy places the organism in Eukaryota, Metazoa, Porifera, Demospongiae, Tetractinellida, Geodiidae. The record is from the annotation of a GenBank genome assembly.